Messenger RNA from Sesamum indicum (sesame), 1713 nucleotides. RefSeq names its product phosphatidylserine decarboxylase 1 (gene PSD1). Gene Ontology annotation, cellular component: mitochondrion. NCBI's taxonomy places the organism in Eukaryota, Viridiplantae, Streptophyta, Magnoliopsida, Lamiales, Pedaliaceae. The record is from RefSeq and is a predicted model, not a curated record. Gene Ontology annotation, biological process: phosphatidylethanolamine biosynthetic process. Gene Ontology annotation, molecular function: phosphatidylserine decarboxylase activity.
AGCGAAUAAAUGCACAGGGACAAGGGCAGACCAGCGGCAGAAAAUUGAGAAUUCUCGUUCACACAAACAUAUACUGAAGGGAAGAAGAAGAUGAAGUGGAGGGGUGGUCGAAGUGUUCCAGUUCUCAACUACAACAGAUUCUAUCACCAGCGCCGAUUUCACUUCACUACAUUACUCCGCAAGGGGCAACGCGCUCAGCCGCGAGCCUCCGCCGCCGGUAGCAAUGGCAGCAGCUCGCAGGGUAAUUCAUUCUUGGUGCCUGGUGCAACUGUGGCAACCAUACUUAUGCUUGGUGCUCUUCAUGCCCGUCGUCUAUAUGAUGAUAAGAAGAUUGAAGAGGCCAGGACAAAAGGUGUUGAAUUUGAGUUCCACCCAGAUGUCAAGGCUAGAUUCUUGAGAUUGCUACCGUUGCGCUCUAUUUCAAGAUUUUGGGGUUCCAUGACUGGUAUGGAACUCCCCGUUUGGUUGCGACCUCAUGUAUAUAAAGCAUGGGCUCGAGCAUUCCACUCUAACUUAGAAGAAGCCCAACUACCUUUGGAAGAAUAUGCAUCUCUACGGGACUUUUUUGUUCGCAGGUUGAAAGAAGGCUUGAGGCCUAUCGAAUCUGACUCUUGUUGUCUGGUCAGUCCUGUAGAUGGCACUGUUAUGAGAUUUGGCGAGCUAAGAGGACCAGGGGCUAUGAUUGAGCAAGUAAAGGGAUGUUCUUAUUCUGCAUCUUCCCUUCUGGGUGCAAACUCGUUUCUUCCUAUGAUUGCUGCAGGAGAAGCUAAUGAAGAAAGAGGUGGGGAAGAGAACACUGUGACAGAUGCGACUCAGAAGUCAUGGUGGAGAAUUUCCUUCGCUUCGCCUAAAGUUAGAGAUACUGAAUCAUCCCGACCGUUGAAAGGUCUCUUUUAUUGCGUAAUUUACUUGAAGCCUGGAGACUACCAUCGGAUACACUCUCCAGUUGAUUGGAGUGUGCUUCUGCGUCGGCAUUUUACAGGUCAUCUUUUUCCAAUGAAUGAGCGUGCAACAAGAACUAUCAGAAAUCUGUAUGUUGAAAAUGAAAGGGUGGUGCUUGAAGGUCAAUGGCAAGAAGGCUAUAUGGCUAUGGCAGCAAUUGGUGCAACAAAUAUUGGUUCAAUUGAGCUUUUCAUUGAACCAACCCUGAGGACAAAUAAUCCUCAAAAGAAGCUGCUACAAUCGGAACCCCCAGAGGAACGGGUAUAUGAGCCUGAGGGCACAGGAGUGCUGCUUAAGAAGGGAGAUGAGAUAGCAGCUUUCAACAUGGGAUCAACAGUGGUGCUAGUCUUCCAAGCUCCAAUAUCAGAGUCAUCUGCACACCAAGGUAGCUCCUCUGAGUUCAGGUUUUGCAUCAAGAGGGGUGACAGAAUCCGUAUGGGAGAAGCACUAGGAAGGUGGAAGGACUCAUAGAAACGUAGCCCCGCCUACAUAUUUAACCAAUUUUCUUGACUGCAAACUGAUUCUCAUGGAGGCGAACGCUGGUAACCAUGUACCAGAAUUAUCAGUUUAACUUGAGUUAUUUGGUGGGAACUUGGAUGUUUCCUGAAGUAAUUGUUCCUGCAUUUGUGCUCUUGUUAGAACGAUCAGGUUGCAUGUAAAACGGUGUAUUGGUAUCAUAGAUUUGGACCGCCCGUUUCUCAAAUCUGGAUUUGAUCUUGGUCCAUGAAGGAAAGCAAAUUCUUGAACAGUAAAAUCCUUAAUUUUCUGACA